Trichoderma citrinoviride is the source of this 969-nucleotide messenger RNA. Its product is annotated as mPR-like GPCR protein. The record is from RefSeq and is a predicted model, not a curated record. The transcript has 3 exons. Gene Ontology annotation, molecular function: signaling receptor activity. Lineage: Eukaryota; Fungi; Ascomycota; Sordariomycetes; Hypocreales; Hypocreaceae. The coding region runs from base 1 to 969 and encodes 322 amino acids. Gene Ontology annotation, cellular component: membrane.
AUGGAUCAAGAUCCAUCCUCAUCCUCCUCCUCAACCCUCCGCAACCGCCGCCCUUCCAUCUCCGAAACCCUCCUCACGGCCGCAAUCCAAGCCGAACACGCCAUCGAGCAAAAGAUCUCCUCCCUCCUCUCCUGGGACGACCUGCCCCCCUGGCGCCGCGACAACGCCUACAUCCUCACCGGCUACCGCCCCAUCAUCCCCUCAUACGCCGCAUCCGCCCGUUCGCUCUUGUACCUGCACAACGAGUCCGUCAACAUCUGGUCCCACCUUUCCGGAGCAAUUGUCGCCAUUCUUACCGGAGUCUACUUGUAUCUCGUUAUUCGGCCGCGUUAUGACUCGGCUACGUCGUCCGAUGUCCUCGUCUUUGCGUGCUUUCUGGGCAGUGCAGUUGUCUGCCUCGGCAUGAGCGCUACGUACCACGCCUUGACGGACCAUAGCCCGGAGGUCGCCAAAUGGGGCAACAAGCUCGACUACACGGGCAUUGUGGCCUUGAUUGUGGGCAGUUACGUGCCCGCUAUGUAUUACGGCUUCUUCUGCCACCCGGUUAUCAUGGCCGAGUACCUGUAUCUGAUAUGCCUCCUGGGCCUAGGAUGCGUCAUCGUGUCUUGGGUUGAACAAUUCCGUACACCCGCUUGGAGACCUUACCGCGCUCUCAUGUUCGUCUGCCUCGGUCUCUCCGGCGUGGUCCCCGUAUGCCACGGGCUUCUCAAGUUCGGCUACCAAGCCCUCGAGGACAGAAUGGGCCUCAGCUGGGUCGUCCUGCAGGGCGCCAUGUACAUCUUCGGCGCCUUUCUUUACGCGGCUCGCUGGCCGGAGAGAAGCUAUCCUGGAACAUUCGACAUCUGGGGACACUCCCAUCAGAUCUUCCACAUGUUUGUCGUCAUGGCCGCGGCAACUCACUUCUACGGCAUGACCAAGGCAUUUGAUUAUCACCAUCAACAUGCGGGCUCACAGUGCUUAGACUUAUAG